Sesamum indicum (sesame) is the source of this 1061-nucleotide messenger RNA. Its product is annotated as Ribosomal L5P family protein. Gene Ontology annotation, molecular function: structural constituent of ribosome. Gene Ontology annotation, biological process: translation. NCBI's taxonomy places the organism in Eukaryota, Viridiplantae, Streptophyta, Magnoliopsida, Lamiales, Pedaliaceae. Gene Ontology annotation, cellular component: ribosome. The record is from RefSeq and is a predicted model, not a curated record.
CAUUUUCCGAACUACUCUUAUCCUCUUUUUCAUCCGAUACAAACCCACACAAGAGAGAACACCAAAGAGCAGCACCUCGCUUCAGCUGCAAUGGCGUUAUCUCCCGCGCUUUUACACUCCACCGCCUCCACAUUCCACGGCCAAUUCUUCGUUCGAUUGCCCUCCGGUAACUUCUCUUGCCCUCGCUCCGGUGGCCUAUCCGUCAAAGCCAUGUCGUCGGUUGUCCUGGUGGAGAAAACCGAAGCCGAGAAAGUCAACCGGCUCAAGACCGUUUACCUCGAGAGAAUCAUUCCUUUGCUCAAAGAAGAGUUCAACUACACCAACAUUCACCAGGUACCAAAGAUUGAAAAGGUUGUAGUGAACUGUGGAAUUGGAGAUGCUGCCCAGAAUGCGAAGGGUUUGGAAGCAGCAAUGAAUGAUUUGGCACUUAUUACUGGACAAAGACCAGUUAAGACAAGAGCAAAGAAGGCCAUUGCCACUUUCAAGAUUAGAGAAGACCAGCCACUUGGUAUUGCUGUCACCCUUAGAGGAAAUGUGAUGUACUCGUUUCUUGACCGGCUAAUUAAUUUAGGACUUCCCAGGACACGGGAUUUUCAAGGGGUGAGCUCUAAUAGCUUUGAUGGAAAUGGUAACUACAGCAUUGGCUUCCGUGAACAGAGUGUGUUCCCAGAGAUAAGUUAUGAUGUGCUUGGUAAGCCAAGGGGAAUGGAUGUUUGCAUAACAACAACAGCUAGUUCCGAUAAAGAAGCAUAUCGAUUGCUGGCUCUCAUGGGAAUGCCAUUUAGAGAAGGUAGUGGUCCCGCAACGGAGGUGCGAAAGAAGAAGCUCAAGGCUCAUCAUUUUGACUCAAAAUCAAGAUCGAAGCAAAGAACCAAGAAGAAAUAGAAUUCAUUCAUGAAGGAAUUGUGAAUUUUAUUACCAUCACUGGGCUCGUCCUAUUUAUUGAAAAAUGAAGUUUGUCAAGUUUCUUAUUAGACACUUUGAGGUGGCUAUUUGUUCGUUAGUUGGCUGAUUCUUGAAAAUUUUGUUUUCCUCAAUUCCGAAGUACUGUUAUCGGAUCA